This is a messenger RNA of Arabidopsis arenosa, 1299 nucleotides long. The record is from the annotation of a GenBank genome assembly. NCBI's taxonomy places the organism in Eukaryota, Viridiplantae, Streptophyta, Magnoliopsida, Brassicales, Brassicaceae.
CCUUCAAAUCUUAUAAUAGCAUAAUCAAACAAUCAGAAAAUGGAUAAUGUUUUCUUGAUCAUUUUCUCUAUAUUUUUCAUUCUCCAAUAUGUUCGGGGAUUCGACUUUGAAGAAAGGGAAUUGCAGAGCGAGGCGAGCUUGGAUCAGCUCUAUGAGAGGUGGAUGAAACACUACUCAGUUGAAAGGAUCCCUGGUAGUAUUGAGAGGGGGGAGAGGUUCAACGUUUUCAAAGAUACUGUGAUGUUUGUCCACGAGACCAAGAAUAUACCUUACAACCUUAAACUUAACAAGUUCGCCGACAUGACAUUCAAAGAGUUUUCAAACAUCUACGCUAAUUGUAAUUCCGGCUAUGAUAAGGAAGCGUCUCCAAAUGCAUCGGGACGGUUUAUGUAUGAGAACGUGACUCAACUCUCCGACUCGUUUGAUUGGAGAGAGGAAGGCGCCGUUUCUCCAGUCAAGGAUCAAAAGGAAUGUUCCGUAGAGGGAAUCAGUCAGAUCAAAACGAAAACGCCCAUCAUCCCGCUGUCCGCACAAGAACUAGUAGACUGUGUAACUAAUAAAAAAAAUGGUUGUGAGGGCGGUUUCAUGGACAGGGCAUUCGAUUUUAUCACGAGGAACGGUGGAAUCACCACUGAGCAAAACUAUCCCUACAAAGGUCUAGAUGAAAAUUGCCAGACACCAAAGAAAAGUGAUGCAACGAUUGAUUGGUAUGAGGAAGUUCCCAAAAACGAAGAUGCGCUUCUGAAGGCUGUUGCGAACCAACCUGUAUCUGUCGCAAUUGAUGCUGACAACCCAGACUUCAUGACAUAUACUGGGGGAGUAUAUAACGGGACAUGCGGAAAAAAUUUAAGCCACGCCAUGACUGUGGUCGGAUAUGGGUCUGACUCAAACCAAACCAAGUUUUGGAUUGUGAAAAACUCAUACGGAGUCGGAUGGGGAGAAGCAGGCUACAUAAGGAUGGAGCGUGGAAUCAAAGAUCAUGAAGGGCUAUGCGGUAUUGCAAUGGACGCCUGGUAUCCAAUCAAAUAUAAAUUUCGUAAUCCCUUUGCAUCGAUAGACGAAGACCAUGUCAAAGAUGAGCUCUAGAUAUUAAUUUAUAAAUUAAUUCUUAUCGAUUCAUCUUCGCAUCAAAUCUCAAGUUUAUGAAUUAAUGUCUGGAUUUGUAAAAUAUAAUAAAAACCAUGUGUGUGGCUUUUGUAAGUUAUGAAAUUGAAUCGUGUGAUAUUAUUUGUUGAAUGAUGAAAACUCUAUUCUGCUAUGUUAUCAUAUCUAGUAUAUCAAUAUAUUUAUGUUUUAAGC